Molecule: messenger RNA, 2514 nt
Organism: Plasmodium inui San Antonio 1
Lineage: Eukaryota; Apicomplexa; Aconoidasida; Haemosporida; Plasmodiidae
Exons: 1
Coding region: 1-2514 (837 amino acids)
Source: RefSeq, a predicted model, not a curated record
AUGAAGGGAAAAAAACAGAAGAGAGACCCAAAUGAAAAUGAAGGAAGCCAAAAAAAGGAUCCAACAGAUUUAAAGAGAAAAAAAUAUCCCAGUAAUGGACAUGAUUAUGAUUCGAAGAUCAAGGAUGAACAGUAUGAUGAGAAUUACAAAAUAAGCUCGCCGGAAGUCAAUACCAGGAAGAAGGGAAAAAAAGAGGAAUUAACUACACAUUCAGAGAAGAAAGAAGCCGAAAAUGUUCAGUUUCGAUCAGACAAUAGGGAUGGCGAGUACCCAUCUAAUGGCGAAGGCCCCUCAAUGAGUAACGUACCAAUGGGGAAGGUGAAAGAGACGCAGAAGGUGAAGAGGGAGAAGCAGUCCAUUAGUAAAGGUGAAGGAGAAAAAGGUAAUCCGAAAGAGGAUGCCAACAUGAAGAAAGAAAGCAGAAGGAAGGAGAAAGAUCGUAUUGAUCAUUCAGAUUCCUCCUCAGGGUUUUUAUUAAAAGGGAGAGACAUGGCCAUAGAUGGGGAGGGAGCAGACGAAACAGGCAACCGGACGUUAGGAAGAAUGGAUAACCGCGUUCCUAAGGAGGGAAAAGAAGAAAAGAAGAAGGAAGAGGAACAGCCACAACAGUUGCAGAAACUGCAACAGAUGCAGCAACAAGAGCAGCCACCACCGCAAAAUCCGCAGGAAAAGGAAAAGCUAAUGAUGAAAGAAAUUACAAAGUAUUACGGACCAGUGAAAGUAAAGAAUGCAAACAGCCAAGUUGGGGAGGGAGACAUUUUAACCCUCAGAAACAAACUAAACACAAAUUUGAAGGUUUCAGAUAGUUUCGCUAUAGUCCACUUGUCGUCCCCGGAGGAUGCAGAUAACUAUUUAGUGUCUCCGUUUAUUUGCGAAACCAGGAAGAGUCUAAAAGCGGAGUGCGUAAAGGGAGGCGCGAAGGAGGUACCCAAAGUAGAUGACCACCUUAAGCGCGUCCGAUCCAAAUUGCCCCUCGAAAUAAUGGACAAUUUAAUUUUUAAAAGUAAAACCCAUAACUACGACAAGUGGGUACCAGACUGCCGCAUCUUACUAGUGACCGGACUACCAUUCGACCAAAAAGAAGAGUACAUUCUGCAUAGUCUAAUAGACCUCUACUAUCAGAGCCAAGAUAGAGACCCUAUAUUGGAAGUGUUAGACAUAGGCAAUUCUGAUUAUUUGCUUGAUGCUCUGAAUUUAUAUGCAGCUGUGGAGGAGCAUUCGAGCAAGUACGAAUUAUUCGCAGACCAUCUGGGCAUUAUCAAAUUUGGUUUACUUUUCGGAUCAAAACAUAAUGCAAGUAUAAACGUGAUAGAUGACACGUACUUGCUCUUCAACCUCAGUGAACUCUGUAGAGCUAAUCCCUUUUCUGUUGGUUCUAUUGGAGUACUCUAUUUUAAGAAUGAACAGUGUGCCAAGAAUUUUUGGAUAUCUUUUAAAUUGUCUGCUACUUAUAUGUAUGAAACAUGCGUUAGGUUCAUCCCAGACAAGAACGAAUUGAAGGUCUACAUCGAGGCAUCUAUAUAUUUUGUCAUCCCUGGUUCCCUCUUCGUCAACAUAAAUUAUGCUCAACUCAAUUUGGUACUUAACACCUUACAGCACAAGAGACCGGCUGUCUUCGAGCAAAUUAAUAAUGUUAAAUUAAGGUAUCCAGACAAAACCCUCUGGGAUUUGAUUUCUGCCAACGUGCCUUUGGAUGAUGCGAUUAAUGAGGAGGCCCCUGCACAAUCUGCCGUGAGUGAAGGAAGCCUAGAGGGAGACGAUCAGCUCAGAGGAACAUCUAUCGGCCAUUUCAGUGGCGGAAUGAUGAGUCCCGCUGAGGGGGAAAUCAACCAAGAUGCCCCAAGUGGAAUUGGUGAAGAGGAAGAUGACAACGUGGUGAACGAUGUACUGCAAGAUGUGCGAGAAGGAGACCGCAAUUAUGAGCGGGAUUACGAUGAUAGCCAAUCAUCCGGUUGGGCAACAGAUCAGGUCUUUAAUGAAUGUGAUUUUGAAAACUCUUCUGAUGAAAAUGAUAUGCAGGAGAUGGAAGACGCGGAGAAUACACUUCUGAACAGAAUCCACUGUACCCCAAAUUUCCUCAUGCGCAUUUACAAUACGCACAUCAACAGGUACCUACUGGACAAUGACCUCUUCCUGCUAGCAUGUCCAUACUUAGAUGAGGAAUCGGGAAAAAAAGUAGCGAACUUCUUAAUAAAGCUUCACCUACUAGAUUGGACAUUUAGCGAAAUAGAUGAUGCAUGCUACUUUUACCUUUUCAAAUCCAUAAUAAAUGUUUUUGCAGUAUCAAAAAAAGUUUUUAAUGGAGCCUUUAAUUAUGAAGUUUCCACACUCUUUUUGAAAUUGCCCUUCGGAUUAGUCCCGGGUGUUUAUAUCCGCAUGACCCCCAUGUUGCCUAGCAACCUGAGAGACCUCCUCUGCGUGACCGACGGCCAAAAUGUUGGAGGAAGUGACGGAGGUGAAACAGAUGAAGGAUGCGAAAGAGGUGGGGGGAUCGGCGGAAAAGAAGAAGAAUGA